ACUAUUGCGGAACUGAAUAUGACAAAAUAAAUUUCUAGUUUACAAAAUUACCAACAGCAGUUAUCAUCCAUCAUUUUCUAUUAAUGCUUUUGCGUUUGGUUUAACCUACAUUUCUGAAACGACCUGGAUACAAGAGGAUAUCGGAGCACGAUAAGCUGGGCCAAUGGCUGUAACGAUGGAAUUGGUGGAGAGCGCGUCAGACUCAAAAUUGCACAAAAAUAGCGCAGCCAAGAAAGAGCUGCGCCCGUCGAGUGCUAUUUCGCUCUCCAAGUCUGAACAUGGUCCAGAAAUCACAAAUUCCACUGAACAACUGAGACAGUACAAGAGCUGGGUAAGCAAUGAACGAUGGAAUGAGUUGCGGAAGAUAGCAGAUAACGCCAUGAAGGAACGAAAAGUGUUCAUGAUCAAGGGCGGCGGAUUCCCUGCCAUACGUAGAGCUCUCCUAGAAAGGGGCUGGAUUGAAAAAUAUGAGUCCCAUAAGGUUCGUCAUCCACCCACAAACGUAGACCCGUUGAGAGUAAGCGGAAAAGAGCUUUCCAAAGUCGAAAGAAUGAUCCUGUACAAAUUCAUGGAACACCAUUCGGUCGACUUUCUCUGGACGACGAAGAGAGACAAAUAUGACUGGUUGCUUAGUAACAAGGAUGUCAUUAUAAGCAGAUUUUGCAGAUCGAUUUUCACAACCAAAGAAGGCUUGACUGCUUCACUGACUCAAAUGCACUGGUAUACGGAACCGGGUGUAGCACUUACAAAAUUUCCGCGUUGCUACAAUAUCUACAAUUCGGAUAGCCUCGAGGAGUUUGUCGAUGAUUUUCGAAUCACGGCUUGCAUCAGCAUCCUAAAAUGGCUAUCUAACACGUUGCAAAGCAACGGUGAACAAAGUCUCGUUUCAAACCAAGGCAAGGUUCCUUUUACAGCAAUAGAGUUCGCUAUAUGCAGAUUAAACGAAUACGUUUCGUUUUUUACUCAUAAGGACAUAGACGACUCUGAGGAUCAAACACAUGUGUGGGAACACGAAUGGGAUCAAUUUUUGACACAUCAUUAUUUAUUGGUGCACGAGAAAGCUAAGUUUAUGGAGGACAAAAAUAUAAAUAUAAGGCAAUUGGAAAAAAAAGCAGCCAAAGUGUUAGCUACGAUGACGAAAUUCUGGCCUCAAAUCGAUAUCGACGGAGUUCUAAACAUAUGGAUCGUGAAGCCGAGCAACAAGUGCCGCGGCCGUGGCAUCCAGCUCAUGAACAAUAUAAAAGACAUUAUAGGUCUUAUUAACGUACCUGCUCAAAAAACCAGAUACGUCGUACAGAAAUAUAUUGAAAAUCCACUUGUGAUAUAUGAUACGAAAUUUGAUAUACGCCAAUGGUUUCUUAUAACGAAUUGUCAGCCUCUUACAAUUUGGGUUUACAAAGACAGUUAUUUGAGGUUCAGCUCUCAAAUAUUCAGUUUAUCAAAUUACCACGAGUCCGUACAUCUCACAAACAACGCAGUACAAACCAAAUAUAAAAAUAACGGUGAACGUGAUAAAGCACUGCCUGAUGAAAAUAUGUGGGAUUGUCACACAUUCAAAGCAUAUCUCAGACAGAUAGGAAAGUAUGAAAUGUGGGAUACAAAAAUCUAUCCUGGGAUGAAACAGUGCUUAAUAGGAGCCAUGCUAGCCUGUCAGGAAGGCAUGGACAAGAGGCAAAACAGCUUCGAGCUGUAUGGAGCUGACUUCAUGCUAACAGAAGACUUCACACCGUGGCUUAUUGAGAUUAACUCAAGUCCUGACCUGGCUCCAACAACUUCAGUCACGGCACGAUUAUGUCCUCAGUGUCUGGAAGAUGUUGUAAAAGUCGUACUCGAUCGCCGACAAAAUCCUGACGCUGACACAGGAAUAUUUGAAUUAGCCUAUAGACAAACAAUUCCAAAAGCGCCGGCCUAUUUAGGAUUAUCUUUAUGUAUAAAUGGCAAGAAACUAAUUAGGAAGACGAAAGAACGCAGACAUGAACCGAGAAUAUGUAGUACCCCACUCGCACCUCAACUGCCAUCAGGUGACACUGUUCCCGAAGAUCAACCAGUUCCAGCCGAAUACAGUGGACCCAUCAUCUCUGACUUCCUUACAUGGUUGAACCCUUACAAUGCAUUGCCAACCAAUAAAGACGGCCUUAUUUUAGGACCGAAGGAUUCACUUACGGUACGCCAAGCGAUUACAGUAGUAAAAUCCGGUCUUUCGCUAAAAUCCGGUUCAAAAAAACGUAAAACAUCCGCACUCUCUUUUAGGACACAUCGAGGAAAACGAGAAAGAAAUACAGAUUGUAGGCGCCGUGUCGUCCCACAUUCGUGCUAUCGACCUGACGAGGAGCAACCCGAAAAUCAUACUCGUAAAUAUCGGACCGAAUCAGCUAAUAAAGCAGAGAAACCUAAGGUAGAAAGAUCGGUCGGCAAUAAAAGGUGCUAUAUAGACCCCAUAGAAUGGGAAAGAGAGACAGCUAGUAUUCUCAGAUCGACAAUAUCUGUUCAAAAUAAAAUAGCGAAUAGAAACGAUAACAGUAUUGCUCCGCUACGACAAACUAAAUCAGGUAUAUUAGGCUAUCACCAGAAACCUUUGGGAUCAUACAAUUCGCGAAAGGGCUUAAACGAUACGGAUGCUAUAAAAAAAUUGAGUGCAAUCGGUAGGAACAUUUGCAAACUGAGAGAUGAACAUAAAGCUCAACAAAAGGGUAUUACUGUUUCAAAAAGUUGUUCAUCUAUUUAUGCGCCAUAUCGUGUUGUAGUAACACCUUUAAAUGACGAGUCUCAGAAUCUACAAAAUUCGUUAAUGAAACGUAAAAAAUAAUCGAGGUACUUAAAAUCUUGUCCCAAAAAUGUUGGUGUUCAAUUAUAUGUUAACGCUUCUUAUAAACUAUACUGUGAUUCCAUAUUAGAAUAUAUGUUUUGUCGAUAGUAUAUAAUCUCAAGGAGCUAUUAAAGUACUAAAAAUUUCCUAUAAUAAUUACUUAAAAAAUUGACACGGUUUAUUUGAAUAUUUACUAGUUUAAACUACAUAUCUAAUCGUUAUUUAUGAUAACAUAAAUAUUGUCGAUAAAUU
Galleria mellonella (greater wax moth) is the source of this 3058-nucleotide messenger RNA. Its product is annotated as tubulin glycylase 3A-like. Gene Ontology annotation, cellular component: cilium. NCBI's taxonomy places the organism in Eukaryota, Metazoa, Arthropoda, Insecta, Lepidoptera, Pyralidae. The transcript is spliced from 10 exons. Gene Ontology annotation, molecular function: protein-glycine ligase activity, initiating. Gene Ontology annotation, biological process: protein polyglycylation; cilium movement; cilium assembly. The coding region runs from base 164 to 2806 and encodes 880 amino acids. The record is from RefSeq and is a predicted model, not a curated record.